UAUAUAAUACCAUUAUAUAUAAUAAAGAGGAAAGAAUGGGUCACCAGAGAAAGCAACGCUUUUCUCUUCCCUAAAACCCUCAAGAGAAGCUUCCCAAAUAGCUUCAUCAAUCCAUCUCCUCCGAACUCGGCUUCGAUGGUAACUCAGGCAGUGUCUGAGGCUAUUGCUUUAACCGAGAAGAAGAUGGACAUGAGUUUAGAUGACAUUAUUAAAAUGUCGAAGAAAACUACUUCCAAAGCAAAAAUACCUCCUAGAGCUUCUAACAAAAGCCAAGGGUUCCUGAAUGGCCGUGGUCCCCAGGGUAAUUUUAACCUCCAUCGCUUCAUGGACUCUAGAUCAUCUAUUAGACAGGGUGUGCUUGCCAAAAGGAGGACUCACUUCCAAGGAAAUCAGUUUCCCAUCACUACUAAUGUUGCAAACAGGGCAGCUGCUUAUUCCACCAGCAACUGGAUGGUUAAUUGGAACAAGCCAAGCGCAGCAGGCACUUCAUUUAGGAGAAAUGAUGGUGAAAAAAGCUUUGCUGGAAAGGUAGUCCAUUGUAUUCCAUUUGUUAAACAUGAUAAGAUGCUGGUGCCUAAGCAGAAGCCUCAGACUUUAGAUGCCCGAUUCGCCAGCAUCAAGGAACAGAGAAUCAGGGCAAUGACCCAUCAGCAGCAGAUGGUGCGUGGCAGCAUUCUUCAGACUGUGGCUGCACAAAGACGCCGCACCCACCAGCAACAGCAUGGUCGCGUGACAACCCAAUAUGGUAGAGCCAGCCGGCCGUUUGGCAAGUUCGCACGAUGAAUGUCUGAUUCGCUCAUGGUAUGGUGCUCAUAAUGUUUUGCUUUUGAUAAAUGUCCAUCAUUUCUAUGUUCUUGUAGAAAUUCCGUAAUUUGGAAUUGCUAAUGUUUCAGUCUUUGUUUGCCAAAUGCGAAAAUUCCCGAAUUAUUUAGGGUUCUCUUUUGUUGCCGUUAUUGCAUAAUGUAUAUUUGUGCACUAGCUUGUUUCCAAGUCUUCAAGUAUGAGUGUUGCUCCCUCUUUCAAAGAUUUCA
Dioscorea cayenensis subsp. rotundata (Guinea yam) is the source of this 1031-nucleotide messenger RNA. RefSeq lists its product as uncharacterized. The record is from RefSeq and is a predicted model, not a curated record. Bases 136 to 783 code for a protein of 215 amino acids. The transcript has 7 exons. Lineage: Eukaryota; Viridiplantae; Streptophyta; Magnoliopsida; Dioscoreales; Dioscoreaceae.